UCCAAAUCGUACUCAUCCUCUUCGGCCACAAGAGGAAGUCCAGCCCCCAGUCUCAAGCUGAGGAUCGCCGUCUAGUCCGCGUACUUGAUCGCGGACUCCUUGGCCAUCGUCGCCAUUGGCAUCCUCUCCAACACUCUUAGAGAAGUGUACGAGAGAAUGACGGUGGCCUCGAUGACAAUGACAAGUUGCUCGCAUUCUGGGCCCAAAUGCUUCUGCUUCUCUUGGGUGGCCCUGACACAAUCACGUCCUAUUCUCUGGAGGACAAUGAACUCUGGCUCAGGCACUGCCUUCGCCUAGCGGUUCAAACAUCAGCCACGACAUAUAUCAUCUUCAUGGCCUGGACAAGCUCUUAUCUCUCGUACCACAAGUCAGUGAUAGCAUUGGUGGGGAUCGUCAAGUAUGGGGAGAGGGUGUGCGCUCUUUGGAUGGCGAGCAAUGACAAGCUCAAGCAGUCAAUGCUCGCCCCACCUGAUUCGAGUUUGAAUUACCCCCGCUUCCCAGAGUACACUUUAAAGAAGGCCGAGGGGUACAUCAUUGUGGUGGACACGUUGAUUGAGAUCGAAGAGCCAGAAGGUAUUCCAUCCACAAUGAUCGAUCCUAAGGAAAUUGUGAAAGCCUAUGACCUGCUUCAGAUAUUCAAGUGCCUCUUUGUUGAGUGGACGUUCAGCUAUGGCGAGAGGAACAUUAGUAGGUCCAUAUUCAAGGAUAUCCAUUUUAAAGACGCUUUUAGGAUUGUUGAGAUCGAGCUCGGGUUCCUCUAUGAUUUGCUCCACACGAAGGCCACGGUGCUUUACACCAAGUGGGGACUCCUCCGCUCGUUCACUUUCUCAUCCACUCUGUUGGUGCUGGUGCUCUUCUCUUUGGCCAAGAAGUCACACCUGUCGAGAUCCGAUCUUUCCAUCUUACUUGUUGCUCGCUUUCAUUGUCUUCUUUGAGGCCUAUUCGAUUUUCAUGCUGGUUUGCUCUGAUUGGAGCAACGUUUGGUUGUGCAAGGGCAACAAGUGCUGUGCCUUGAGACAUGGCUUGGUAUGUGUCUUGAACUUCAUAAGAUCGACUGGACGACCUAGGUGGUCACACUCAAUUGCCCAAUUGAUCUUGCUGAGCUUUUGCACUAAAGAGAGGCCCUUGGUUUACCAUAACGUGCUUGAGUUCUUGAGGAUCAAUGAGAAGCUAGAAAAGUAUCACUACACCCUCCAUGACGACGUGUCCGACGAGUUUAGGGAUUGGAUAUUCGGUCAUAUCAAGGAAGAACUUGUCAACGUGGAGGAGCAACUCGCGCCGGUCCCUAUGGAUAUUCACAAAUCUCUUACUAACCUACUCAAGGGUCAUGGCCUCACUCAGGCUACGUGGGCCGUCAAGGGGAAAUUCAACCAGGUUGUCCUAACUUGGCAUAUUGUUACCGAAAUAUUGUACUAGUCGAACUCGGAACAAUCCGAACUCCCUUAUUCUCAGGUGAGCAAGCUUCUCUCCAGGUAUAUGUUUUAUCUUCUGGUCAUGUACCCUUCUAUGCUGCCCGGUGUAAUAAGAGAAAUAAGGCUCCGUGACACUUUCGCCAAUGCCUUAAAGUUCUUCGAGGAUCACCAAUUACCCAAUAAUCGAGAGCCCUAUCUCAUGUGAGCUUCCGAAAUACCGCUAGGCGAGAGAACAGAGGUUCAGCCAAGUAUGUGAGGGACGCAUGCUGGACCUUGGCACAGAUGAGAGAGACAGAAAGAGAAAUAAGGUGGGACAUAAUCGGGGAGCUCUGGGUGAAGAUAUUGAUGUACGCCGCGAGCCAAUGCAGAGGUGAUCGCCAUGCUGGGCAGCUGAGGCGAGGGGGAGAGCUUCUGACUCAUGUUUGGUUCAUGAUGGCUCAUUUCGGCCUGACUGAUCAUUUCGAGAUGACUCAAGGCGAGGUCUUUGUAAAGGUCAUACCGAGAUAGGCCUUGAUUCCCACUAAUGACAAAUCCUUA
Syzygium oleosum is the source of this 1949-nucleotide messenger RNA. RefSeq lists its product as uncharacterized. Bases 207 to 935 code for a protein of 242 amino acids. The transcript has 2 exons. The record is from RefSeq and is a predicted model, not a curated record. Lineage: Eukaryota; Viridiplantae; Streptophyta; Magnoliopsida; Myrtales; Myrtaceae.